Messenger RNA from Colletotrichum chrysophilum, 1182 nucleotides. RefSeq lists its product as uncharacterized. Lineage: Eukaryota; Fungi; Ascomycota; Sordariomycetes; Glomerellales; Glomerellaceae. Gene Ontology annotation, molecular function: protein binding. The transcript is spliced from 3 exons. The record is from RefSeq and is a predicted model, not a curated record. The coding region runs from base 1 to 1182 and encodes 393 amino acids.
AUGCCCGGCUCCGUCGACCCCAAAACCCCCACCGAGCACUCGCCGAGGCAUUCGCCGCGCAUCGAGCUCCCGGAGGAGGAGGAGGGCUCCCCGCGUCACGAUGGCCAGGCCAGCCCUGGUAUGAGGAAUAGCAAAGGAUGGGAUGGCAAGCUCAGGGUACAGCGGACCGCCGUCCUCGCGAACCCCGAGGUGCUCUCAGACCCGGAGUCUGACGACGAGAACGUGGUGCCGGGCGAGGAACUCCCCGCGGAUGAAGGCAAGUUUGCUGAUGCCCUCACUCCUCCAUACCUCCUUGACGGCGAAGAUCUAGACACUGACGAGCUCAUCGUCUCCCACGCCCGCGUCGCCUCCAUCCCCGCCCUCCGCCUCGAGCGCUUCACAAAAGUAGUCCGCCUGUGCCUCCGCCAGAACAGCAUCCAGGACAUCGACGGCCUCUCCGCCCUCGCCCCGACGCUCGAGGACCUCGACUUCUACGACAACCUCAUAUCCCACAUCCGCGGCCUCGAGGACCUCACCAGCCUCACCAGCCUCGACCUCAGCUUCAACAAGAUCAAGCACAUCAAGCGCGUCAACCACCUCACCAAGCUCAAGGAGCUCUUCCUCGUUGCCAACAAGGUCGGCACCAUCGAGAACCUCGACGGCCUCGUCAACCUCACCAGCCUCGAGCUCGGCUCCAACCGCAUCCGCGUCCUCCAGAACCUCGACUCCCUCAAGAACCUCGAGGAGCUCUGGGUCGCAAAGAACAAAAUCACAGAGCUCACCGGCCUCGGCGGUCUGCCCAACCUCAGGCUCCUCAGCAUCCAGUCCAACCGCAUCCGCGACCUCUCGCCCCUCAAGGACGUGCCCAGCCUCGAGGAGCUGUACAUCUCCCACAACGCCCUCACCUCCCUCGAGGGCAUCGAGCAGAAUGAGAAGCUGCGCGUGCUCGACAUCUCCAACAACGCCGUCGCGAGCGUCAAGGGCCUCAAGCCGCUCAAGAACCUUGAGGAGUUCUGGGCCAGCUACAACCAGAUUUCCGACUUUAACGAGGUCGAGAAGGAGCUGAAGGACAAGGAGCACCUGACGACCGUCUACUUCGAGGGCAACCCGUUGCAACUCAGGGGGCCGGCCGUGUACCGCAACAAAGUCCGUCUGGCGCUGCCCCAAUUAUCCCAGAUCGACGCAACCUUUGUCCGAUCAUAG